Messenger RNA from Hyposmocoma kahamanoa, 1388 nucleotides. RefSeq names its product cell growth-regulating nucleolar protein. Gene Ontology annotation, molecular function: DNA binding. The transcript has 2 exons. The record is from RefSeq and is a predicted model, not a curated record. Gene Ontology annotation, biological process: negative regulation of transcription by RNA polymerase II; rRNA processing. The coding region runs from base 49 to 1293 and encodes 414 amino acids. NCBI's taxonomy places the organism in Eukaryota, Metazoa, Arthropoda, Insecta, Lepidoptera, Cosmopterigidae. Gene Ontology annotation, cellular component: nucleolus.
UUAAGUUCGACGAAACACGUGGUAAAGUUUGUUUUAUUUGGUUUAGAGAUGGUCGUGUUUACAUGUGGACAUUGCGGAGAGUCUGUGCAAAAGCCGAAAGUCGAGAAACAUUACCAGACGAAAUGUAGAAAUCGGAAUCCCAACUUAUCCUGCAUGGACUGUUUUAAAGAUUUUAUAGGGAAAGAUUAUGAAUCGCACACAAAAUGCAUUACAGAAGAAGAACGUUAUGCGGCCAAGGGUUUUCAGGCAAAGGAGAAAAAGGGUGAAAAGAAACAAAAUACUUGGGUAGAAAUGCUUCAAUCUGUUUUAGACGAGCAGAGGAAUGCUCCUGGAAAUGUUCGGAGAAUCAUAGAGACAGUUAGCACAUUCAAUAAUACACCACGCAAAAAGCCGAAGUUCAUUAAUUUUGUUAAAAAUGUAUGUGGGAAUAAGACCAACCCUAAAGACAUUGACCAAGCAUGGGACUUAAUUUCUGUUAAACUUUCUGCUUUAUCUACUAAUAACCAGAAUAAAAAUCAAAAUCAAGAUGCUUGUGAUGACAAUAAAACUAUCAGUGAAGAAAAUGAAGACAAAAUUCUUGAUAAUAGUAAGUCUGAAGAAUGUAAAACUGAAGUAACAGAAGUUGAAAAUAUAGAAACAGAACUGGAUAAAAAUGGAGCUGUUGAAAAUGUAGGCGAUGCAAAUAAGAAAUUAUCUAAAAAACAACGCAAAGAAGAAAAAAAACGUAAGAAGUAUGAGGCUGAACUACAGAGUGCUGAAGCACCUGUACAGGAAGAAGAUGUUGAAGUAACUACUAAGAAAGGUAAGAAAAAGAAGAACAAGAGUGAAUCAAGCAAUGGAGACAUAGAAGAAAUUCCAAGUGGCAAAAACAAAAAUAAACGUAAACGUCAAGAUACUGCCAAUAGUGUUCCUGAUGUACAAGAAAGUCAUGAUCUGGAAAACACUGAAAAUGUUGAACCCGUUUCUAAAGAUAAGGUUUCAAAGAAAAAGCCUAAAGUUGAAGAGGAGGAGUUAGAUGAAAGUGUUUGUCUUCAUGAUCAGAAUGUAGCCAAAAUUGAAGAAUUAUCCAUGAAUACUGAACAAAAAUUCAAUUGGCAUGCAGUUAUUUUAUCAGUUCUUGAGAAAAAAGGUAAUGAGUUACCUUUUAAACGAUUACAGAAGAGAGUUCUCAUGGAGUUUACUGAAGCAACUGGUCAAGAAGUGGAUGACCGUAUUGCAGACAAGUUUAUAAAAAAAUUGAGAAGUGCGCCUAAUGUGCGUGUUGAUAAAAACAGGGUGUACAUUCUUGAUUAAAAUUAUCUUUAGUCAUUCUUCAGAGUGUAAAGCAAAUGUGUUCAAAUUAAAUAAUUGUGAUAAUUUGGAGUAGAGAUGUGGAUAUUUUGGUUACA